AUGACCGCGAAGCCCCGGUCUCCCCUACCAUUCCACCCCACCGCCCAUCCCAUUCCCCUCCUCCGUCCACCCGCCAGCCCGCCUAACACGGCGCAAGGAGGGAGGGAGAGAGAGAGGGAACCCUCUUCAAACCCUAGAUUUCAGGACUGCAGAUCAGAGCCAUCUGUUAACUCAGAGAACACAGUUUCACCAUGCAGACAUAGUGUAUUUAGAUCACUUAAAGAAAGAACUGGUGGAUUAUUUGCAUUCCUUGGAAACUUUUUCCAUUUGAAAACCUUGAAGAGAUCAAUGCUGGAAGACCGGAAGUCCAUGCAAAAUGCUUUUCACCCUCAAGGACCAUUUCUGCAAAGAUGGAACAAGAUAUUUGUGUUAUCAUGUAUUUUUGCAGUCUCUGUGGACCCAUUGUUCCUCUAUAUCCCGGUUAUCAAUGAUAAAAUUCCUUGCUGGUAUUUGGAUAGGAAGAUGAAAAUCACAGCAAGUGUCCUGCGCUCUUUCACAGAUAUAUUUUAUAUACUCCAUAUCAUAUUCCAGUUUCGGACAGGCUUUAUCACGUCUUCCUCUACAAAUUUUGGCAGGGGUGUAUUGGUCAAGGACAGAUAUGCUAUAGCAAAGCGGUAUCUGUCAACAUAUUUUCUGAUUGAUGUCUGUGCUGUUUUACCCCUCCCUCAGGUGGUCAUUUUGAUCAUUCUGCCUCGUCUUCAGGGCUCACAGUUCAUGAAAGCCAAAAACAUCUUGAUGCUUAUAGUUAUAUGCCAAUAUGUACCUCGGCUAAUCCGGAUAAGGCCAUUAUAUCUUCAAAUCACUAGAUCUGCUGGGAUAAUUACAGAGACAGCAUGGGCUGGUGCUGCCUUCAAUCUAAUAAUUUACAUGCUUGCUAGCCAUGUCCUUGGAGCAGUUUGGUACUUGCUUUCUAUUCAACGGAAAGAUGCCUGCUGGAAACAUGAAUGUAGUCUUAAAACAGGCUGUAAAGCUGCAUAUCUAUACUGUGGGAAUGGUGAUACAAAUGCUGGAAAUGCUUUCUUACAGAAUGUUUGCAUUCCAAGUACGCCCGCAGACAAUCUUCCAGACCCACUCUUUGGAAUCUAUUUGCCAGCUAUAAAUAAUGUUUCGCAAUCAACAAAUUUCUUCGCAAAAUUAUUUUACUGUGUCUGGUGGGGUCUGCAAAAUCUCAGUUCGCUUGGCCAAAACCUAAAAACAAGCACUUAUGCUUGGGAGAAUUUGUUUGCAGUUUUUGUCUCAAUAUCAGGCUUAGUUCUGUUUUCACUUCUGAUCGGUAAUAUGCAGACUUAUUUGCAGUCAGCCACUCUGAGAAUAGAAGAAACUAGAGUGAAAAGCCGUGACACAGAUCAAUGGAUGUCAUAUCGACUUCUUCCUGAUAACCUCAAGGAGCGAAUACGACGUUAUGAACAAUACAGAUGGCAAGAGACAAGCGGGGUUGAUGAAGAGCACCUCCUGAUGAACCUCCCGAAGGAUCUUAGAAGGGCUAUAAAACGACAUCUUUGUUUAUCACUUCUCAAGAGGGUUCCAAUGUUUGAAAAAAUGGAUGAUCAGCUCUUGAAUGCUUUGUGCGACUGCCUAAAGCCUGUUUUGUACACAGAAGGUGGCUACAUCGUUCGUGAGGGGGAUCCAGUAAAUGAAAUGAUCUUUAUCACGAGAGGAAACCUCAUGAGCAUGACAACAAACGGUGGAAAAACUGGCUUCUUCAACUCUGAUGUUCUGAAAAGUGGAGAUUUCUGUGGCGAGGAGCUUCUUACCUGGGCUCUUGAUCCCAAUUCAGCAACCAGUCUCCCCAGCUCAACCAGGACAGUGAAGUCAAUGUCUGAAGUUGAAGCCUUUGCUUUGAUGGCUGAAGACCUGAAGUUUGUAGCCACACAGUUUCGCCGGCUACACAGCAAACAGCUCCGGCACACCUUCAGGUUCUAUUCCCAGCAGUGGAGAACUUGGGCCGCUUGUUUCAUACAAGCGGCCUGGCACAGGCGCUGCAGAAAGAAGAUGGAAGAUGCUCUGCGCGAGAAGGAGGAGAGGCUGCAACUCGCGAUUGUGAACGACGGUUCCACUUCGCUCAGCUUUGGUGCGGCAAUAUACGCUUCACGUUUUGCUCGCAACAUGAUGCGGACCUUGAGGAGAAAUGCCACCCGGAAGGCCCGGCUGCAGGAAAGGGUGCCUGCAAGGCUGUUGCAGAAGCCAGCAGAACCCAACUUUUCCGCCGAGGAGCAGUAG
Molecule: messenger RNA, 2220 nt
Organism: Triticum turgidum subsp. durum (durum wheat)
Lineage: Eukaryota; Viridiplantae; Streptophyta; Magnoliopsida; Poales; Poaceae
Source: the annotation of a GenBank genome assembly